Messenger RNA from Meleagris gallopavo (turkey), 2137 nucleotides. The record is from RefSeq and is a predicted model, not a curated record. NCBI's taxonomy places the organism in Eukaryota, Metazoa, Chordata, Aves, Galliformes, Phasianidae.
UUGCUGACCCCCGUGAUGCCUCCUGCAGGAUCUCAGGGGCUCUUGUGCCUUUGCUCCCCACAGAGCCUUUGCUUCACUAGGGAUACCCAGUACCUGCUCCUCAGAGCCUCGGUGGCUGCCGUGACCAGCAGCAGCAAGGAGCUGAGCUUCCAGGCGUCCCUGACCAUCAGGCACCGAGGGGAUGGAGGUGCCCCUCUGUCCCUCAUGGAGACCCAGCAGCUCCUCUUUGGCUCAGAUGAGAAAUGUUUCACCAGGAUGACACCUGUGCUGCUCCUGCUGGCUGGUUCAACACCUGAGGAUGAUGCUGCAUCCCCUUCCUCCUAUCUCUCUGCCAGUGGGGUGGUGGAUGUGGCUCCCUAUCCACAGCUCAGCCCACCCCAUCCCGGCACCGCAGAGCCGCCGUCCCACACCACUGCCAGCCCAGCCAACACCACAUCCCCAACGGCAGGAGACAGCGGGCAGUUCCUGGGUGUGCUGACCCUCUUCAUCCGCCGGGUGCUGAGCCCCCGCAGCGAGCCGCCCACCCAGCCCAGCUCCCAGCACUGGCUGGACUUCCAGAUGAUGGAGACGCUCCCGCACCAACUGCUCAACCUGUCGGAGACGGCCGCCCUGGAGCGCCUGGUGCAGUCAGAGGAGCCCUCGGUGCUGCUUUUCCCCCAGGAGGGCGGCGUGGGGCUGGAGCAGCAUUUUGGGGACUGGCAGCUGGAGGGGACGGUGCUGCAGCUGCUGAUGGGCAAACUGCAGGCUGUGAUCCACGACCUGAGGGACAUCCCGGAGUUCCAAGCCAACACGGGGCUCUUCCAGCAGCUCCUGAGCUUCUGCUACCACCCUCCAGGGCCGGCCGCGGGCGGGCAGCCCCCAGGUUCGGGGAAGCUGCACGCAUUGCUGCUGCUGAAGGCGCUGCAAACGGUGCGGGCGCGUUGGCAGGAGAGGAGGAAAGUCCUGCGGCAAAACCGCAGCGCGCGGCACCAGGCGCACUGCCGGCUGCAGGAGCUGACCAUCGACCUGCGCGACCGCAACUUCAUCGUCAUGCCCACCGUCUAUGCGGCCAACAACUGCGAGGGGCCCUGCAAGCUGCCCCUCUCCACCCGCGUGCCCGGCUACCACUCGCACACCGUGCUGCUGCUGGGCAUGCAGGAGCGGGGCUCGCCGCUGCAGCGCGCUCCGUGCUGCGUGCCCGUCCGUUACUCGGACCAGCUCAUCAUCAGCGUGUCGGCCGAGGGGUUGGAGGUGCGCAAGUUCCCCAACAUGGUGGCGGAGGAGUGCGGCUGUCGGUAGAGGUUCCCACCUGCAGCCCUCGUGCAGUGCUCCUGGCUGAGAUGGGAGCAUCCCUCCGAGCGCCUUUUCCUCCUGGUUUGCCUCCUAGCGUUGCUCUGGUUCUGUUUUUAUUCUGUGGGUUGUGCUGCCCUACAUCGGCCUGCAGUGUCUUGUGGCCGUACCCAUCCCUGAGCCCUUGGGGGCAAAACCUCCGGUUCCACUCUGCUGUUCCAUGGGGUCCCAUCCCCACACUUGGCCAUGGCAAUGGCUGCAGUGCUGGGCUUGCUGCUGGGUGCUGCUGUGCUGCUCCACGCUGUCACCGCUCCCCAGAGCACAGCAGAUCCCAUUACAUGUCUUAACAUUAUUAGUGUGAAUGACAUCAGCACACAGAGCCCGGCUGCCCCGUGCCAGCUCCCAGCUGAGUUCCAUGGGACCCCACCAUCAGGCUGAGUCCGUGUGACAGGGGCACAGCCCCCCACCCCCCUCUCUCUUUGCUCUGCGUUCUCUCUUCUUUUUACAACACACAAACGUAUCCAGAAACAUGGUAUAUAUAUAUAUAUAUAUAUAAUUUUUUUAAGACAUUUAAUACCUUCUUAAAAAUGAACAUCAGUUUGUUUUAACCACUAUUGGUUUAGCAAAUACUCAAACCCGCUGCAGUCGGAGACUCCUGCAGUUGCUGCAGCACUGUGUGGUAAUGCUCGUGUGCUUUCUCCCUAAAAGCAGCUCUGCGGAGCAGGACCUGAGCUCUGGUUCCAAAGCUUUGGGCCUCCUGCACUGGGGCCAUGUGUCCACGCUCCGAGGGCAGCUUGGCUUCCUUCACCCGGAACACACUUCUCUCUUUGAUUUGUUUUUCAAUAAAAUCAUUCACUGAAUUAAAGAG